AUGACCGUCCUCUCGGCAGAAGAGUACCGGACCACGAUUGGGGACUUCAAUCUCACCGACGAUGCCUCGACACUGGGGCACUGCGUGCAUCAGCUCGUCGAGAGCGCCGCUGGCGGCCAUCCCGACAAAACUGCCCUGGUUUGCGGCGACAGGGCAGUGACAUAUGAAGAGCUCAACAGCCUCGCAGACCAACUUGCCGACAUCCUCAUCGAAGAGGGCAUCGGACGGGGAGACGUCGUGGGCGUGGGCCUGAGUCGUUCGGUCCACCUCGUUGCGGCGCUGUUAGCAGUAAUGAAGACCGGCGCUGCAUACGUCCCCGUCGACCCGACAUAUCCCGCCGAGCGCAUCAACUACAUGCUCAACGACGCUGCCGCCAAGCUCGCCGUCGUUAGCACCCGCACAUGUGCUGCUCUGGACGCAUGGAAAGGCACUUGCCUAAACAUUGACGAGAUAACGGCUCGUAUGCCUUCGACGCCUCGGAGCGGGAGCGGGAGCCUCGGGGUCGAUGUGCAGCCCGAAGAUCUGGCAUACGUCCUGUAUACGUCUGGUUCCACCGGCCGGCCUAAAGGCGUCGAUAUGAGCCAUGGGGCCGUCUGCAAUAUGCUUCUGUCUCUGCAACAGAAGCCCGGAUGCAGUGAAGCCGACCGGCUCCUGGCAGUCAGCACAAUUUCCUUUGACAUGGCAGUCCCAGAACUGUUUCUCCCGUUGUCAUGCGGUGCGACGGUAGUCAUGGCUCAGGAACACCACGUCAGAGACGCGGGUGCACUACUACAGCUCAUGCGGCGGCAUGGAGUCACCAUGAUGCAGGGCACUCCAACAAUAUGGCAGAUGCUAAUUGACGCAGACUGGAGCGGAGAACCUAGACUCGUCAAAAUGCUGUCCGCUGGCGAGCCGCUCUCCCGCCAGCUGGCCGACGAUCUGCUCAACUGCGGCGAUCAGAUGUGGAACCUAUACGGUCCGACUGAGGCGGCAGUUCAUGCAACGGCGUGGAACGUCGUCCGAGGCGAGGAGAUGAUUGUCGGCAAACCCAUAGCCAACUAUCGACUUUACGUGCUUGGUGAAGACCUAUCACCGGUGCCGUUGGGGAGUCCUGGAGAGAUAUACAUAGGCGGGCCGGGCCUUGCUCGGGGCUACCGCAACAAGCAAGAGCUCACGAAGUCUCAAUUUAUCAGCAACCCAUUCCACCAGGGCCUAAUGUAUCGCACCGGUGAUCUAGGCUGCUUCAUGUCCCCGGGAAAGCUGCGUGUUCUUGGCCGAGCCGACGACCAGGUCAAGAUCCGAGGCCACCGGAUCGAACCGGGCGAGGUCGAGUCCGUCAUCACAGACCACGACUGCGUGUCUCGGGCGGUCGUCAUCAGUCGACAUGGCCGGUUGGUCGCCUACUGCGUGCGCAUGACCGCAGAUGCACCGGAGUCCAGACCCGAAAUCGCGCUGGACCGGCUGCUGCGUCCGUGGGUUUCGGCACGCCUACCAGCCUAUAUGGUGCCGGCGUUCUUUGUCGAGCUUGAUGCCUUCCCGGCGACGCUGAAUAGAAAGAUUGACCGCAAGGCACUUCCAGAUCCUGUGCCAGCUUCUUCAGUGGCUGCGAAGGGGAUGGUUGACUCGACGCCCGAUGCCGACUUGGAAAACCAGAUAAUUGCCAUAUGGUCUGGCAUCCUCGGCCAUGACCAAAUCAGCGUCCACGACAACUUCUUUGAGAUUGGAGGCGAUUCUGGGCGCGUGAUCCGCGUACAGACGAAAUUAAAACAGGUUCUCGGCCGGUCCGUAUCGCCAGCCAAACUCUUCGAACACUACACUGUCAGGACCUUGGCAUCGUAUAUAGGGGGAGGCAUGCAAAAGGAGCAAAAUAAGGGGAACUUGCAUCAGCCCGGCGGGCAGACCAACCAUCACGAAGCCAGAGACGAAGAUAUUGCCGUAAUAUCAAUGGCAUGCCGGCUUCCUGGCGGCGCCAUCACUCCAGAAGACUUUUGGACCCUGCUCGAAAAAGAAGUAGACGCGAUUAUAGAUGUACCCGAGGGUCGAUGGGAUGAUGAUGAUGCCGGCCAAAACGGCUCCUACUGCCGCCGAGGAGGAUUCAUCCCAUCCAUUGACAUGUUUGACGCGCCGUUUUUCGGCAUCUCGCCGCGGGAGGCCGCAUCUCUCGACCCGACACAUGCUCUGAUGCUGGAGAUGUCCUGGGAGGUGUUGGAGCGAGCCGGCUACACAACGGAGCGGCUACGUGGGAGCCAGACCGGUGUCUUCGUCGGCGUGAGUAGCAUCGCGGCCUACCAACACGGCUACGACUGUGCUGGCCUGGAGGGCUACUCCAUCACAGGCACCGCCGGUGGCACGCUGUCCGGUCGUGUGUCAUACGUGCUAGGACUGGAGGGGCCGGCCAUGACCAUCGACACGGCAUGCUCGUCUUCCCUGGUGGCGACGCACGUUGCCUGCAAUGCGCUCCGGCAAGGCGAGUGCGACAUGGCCGUGUCUGGCGGCGUGUCCCUCAUGCUCACGCCGGGUUUGCACGCUGAGUUCAGUCGACUGGGCGGCAUGUCGGCCGACGGGAGCUGCCGAGCGUUCGCAUCGGACACGCAGGGCACGGGCUGGGGCGAAGGCGCCGCCGCCAUCGUCCUGAAGCGGCUAUCCGAUGCCCAACGUGAUGGCGAUGUAAUCCAUGCCGUGCUGCGUGGCACGGCCGUCAACCACGGCGGACGUAGCAGCGCCAGCCUCACAACUCCCAGCGGACCGGCGCAGCAACGGCUCAUCCGUACGGCGUUGGCGGCGGCGCGGCUGCAGCCAGGUGACAUCGACUACGUGGAGGCGCACGGGACGGGCACCAGGCUCGGAGACCCGAUCGAGGCCGGCGCCCUCGGUGAGGUAUUUGGCGAGGAUCGAGGAAUCCAAGAACAUGGCCGGAGCGGCACGCUGUGGGUGGGUUCGGCAAAGUCCAACAUCGGACACACGCAGGCCGCGGCCGGCCUGGUCGGGAUGGUCAAGGUCAUGCUGGCUAUGAGGCACAACUCGCUGCCACCGACGCUCCACGUGAACGGCGUGCCCACGCGCGAGGUGGACUGGGAGGCCGUAGGCAUGGCUCCCGUGCAGAAGCAACAACCAUGGCCGCCUAACAAGAGCGGUCGGCGGCGUCGGGCGGGCGUGAGCGCGUUUGGCAUCGGCGGGACCAACGCACAUGCCAUUAUCGAGGAGCCGCCGCCGCCGCCGCCGCCGCCGUCUCUCCGGGGCGCACAGUCCGCUCCGCUUCCCCGCGUGCUGCCGCUGUUGCUGUCGGGACGAAGCGAGGCGGCGUUGCGUGACCAGGCCGACAAGUUGCGACGACACCUCAUGAGCAGCAAAGGCGGCGACGAGGACGAACAUCGGGCCCUGGGCAACGUGGCCUAUUCGUUGGCCACGACACGAAACCACUUCAAACAUCGGCUGGUGCUGAGGGCCAAGGACAAGGCAGAGUUGCUCUGCAAGCUCGCAAACGCGUCUGGAGGCGGCAUAGACUAUAACAACGCGACAUCCCCAUCCAGCCUGAGGAGUGAGAGGAAGAAGCCCCGCGUGGCGAUGCUCUUCACGGGCCAGGGCAGUCAGUGGGCCGGCAUGGGCAAGGGACUUGCCGGCCAGUAUCCCGUCUUCCGCGCGUCGCUGGAGGCCAUCGCGGACAAGUUCAAGACACAUCUCGACGCGCCUCUGCUCCAAGUCAUGUGGGCAGAUCCAAGCAGUGAGGCUUCCGAGCUCCUGGAGCGCACCGAAUACGCACAGCCGGCCCUAUUCGCGCUGGAGGUGGCCCUGUGGCGGCUGUGGGAGAGUUGGGGCGUGCGGCCAGACAUCGUGCUCGGGCACAGCGUCGGCGAGCUGGCCGCCGCCCACGUAGCCGGUAUCAUGGGAAUCGACGACGCCUGCCGUCUGGUAGCAGAGCGUGGGCGCUUGAUGCAGCCUCUGUCCGGUCACAGCGGCGGUGGUGGCAUGGUGUCGCUCGAGGCCAACGCGUCCGAGGUGACCGACGCGAUUGCGACGUUGGGCUUGCAUAGCAAGAUCGAUAUUGCGAGCCAUAACACGCCCACCCAGUCAGUCGCCUCAGGGGAUGUCGAUGCUCUCGCCAGUCUCGUAGCCUAUUUUGCGGAUAAGGGCCGCAAGUCCACCAAGCUCGGCGUCUCUCACGCCUUCCACUCCCACCACAUGGAUAGCGCGCUGGAUUGCUUGGCAAGAGCCGCCGCAACGGUGCGUUUUCAACCUGCGCAAACAACCAUCGUCAGCAGCGUCACAGGCGCGGUCGCGCACAUCGGCCAACUUGGAGAAGCCAGCUACUGGGCUCAUCAGGCACGCGCUCCAGUCCGCUUCAGCGACGGGAUCCGAACCCUGGUCGACCAGGGCGUCGACGUGUUCCUGGAACUCGGCCCGCGGGCGGUGCUGUGCAGUAUGGGCGCCGCCUGUGUGGAGGAUGCCAAUGUGGCCAACUCAAUUGCGUGGUUGUGCUCGUUGGCGCCGAAGAAAGAGGACGCAGCCGACUUCAUUCAGGGUAGCCUCGCCCAGUUGCACGUGCGGCACGUGCCUGUCGACUGGCCUGGCUACUUCCGCCCCUUUGAUUGCCGACGUGUUGAGCUGCCGACGUAUUCCUUCCAGCGGUCUUCAUACAGCAACGGCACCGCCAGCAUCAAAAGGACGGCGAGUGCCCCGAAAAAAUGCUCCGGCAGCGACGUCGGCGACGCCGGCAGCCCGGCUAUAGAUGGGCCGCAGCGCUUCCAGUUCGACAUCAACUGGCAUCAGAUAAAGACUGGAGACGAAAUCGUCAGCCCUCUCAGCGGUUCUUGGGGCUUGCUCUGCCCGAAUGGUGAGGUGGCAUGGGCCGAGGAGGUGUCGUUGGCUCUGCUGUCAUCCCCCUCCUCAUCAGCAUCGCCAACAUCAUCGCCAUCACCAUCAUCAUUAUCGCCAGUGUUGCCGCGGCUGGUCCACAUCUCUCAUCUCAAAGACGCCCAACAUCUGGACGGCGUGAUCUGCUUGUGGGAUUCACAUACCGAGCACAUACAACAAGAUGUACGAACCUUGACCGAACUGGCGCUCGCCCAGCUUCAGGACGCAGCACGAACCGCCUUCGCCCCGCCGAUCGUAUGGAUCACACGGCAGGCGGUUGGCACGGGCGUCGACGACGACGGCGCCGUCCAGGGGCUUGCGGCGGCGCCCCUCUGGGGCCUGAUGCGCACUGCCCGGAGCGAGCAUCCGAAUCUGCGCCUGCGUCUCAUCGACCUGAGCGAGAGGCAGGCUAAUAUCAACGGCCUCGCCAGCGCCUUGGCCCUAUCAGACGAGCCGGAGUGCGCCUUGCGGAAGGGUGGGUUGGUGUUUGUUCCCCGGAUGGAGCGCCGUGCCCCGUCGUUGUCGGGAGUAAGACGUCACCACGGGCCGCCGACGACAACGACGGGGACGCGACUCCCGUGCCGUGAGGGCGCCGUCUUGAUCACGGGAGGCACGGGAGGCAUCGGCCAGCGGGUGGCCAGGUGGCUGGUUGGCACGCACGGCAUCCGCGAUCUGGUGCUUGUGUCUCGCCGCGGUGCUGCUGCCCCUGGCGCAACGUCGCUUGCCAACGAUCUGGCCCGGCUCGGCGCCAGAGUCUCCCUGGUCGCCGGCGACGUGGCCGACCAUGAUGGCGUCAAGGCCAUCAUGUCCCACUUCAACCAGUCCCGUCCCCUGCGAGGGGUGAUCCACGCUGCUGGCGCGCUGGACGACAGCGUUCUCGCGGCUCUGACGCCGCAGCGCUGCGACGCCACCUUUGCACCCAAAGCGUUUGGGGCACUGCAUCUGCAUCGCCUGACUCGCGGCAUGGACCUAGACUUCUUCGUGCUGUUUUCGUCCGUCUCCGGCAUCUUGGGCACCGCGGGCCAGGGCAACUAUGCCGCCGCAAACACCUUCCUCGACGCGCUCGCGUAUUCGCGCCGUGCCCAGAACCUGGCGGCCACCGCUAUCGCAUGGGGCCUGUGGGACGGUGACGGAAUGGCCGCGCGCAUAAGCCCAUCAUCCCGUGUUCGUUUUGCCCAGUCGGGUCUCGAUGCUCUUUCCCCUGAAGAGGGCCUAGAGUUGCUGGGGCUGGCAGUGUCGGCGCGCGAAAGCCACGCGCUGACCGUCGCCGCCGCGUUCUCCGUCGAACGCCUUCAGGCGUACUACCAGGACGGCGCCCAGGAAUCGCCUUCCCUGCUCCGAUCGCUCAUAGGGUCCGGCCGAAACGGUGGUGAUGAGGACGUAAAGCGCGCCGCUCGACGUCAAGGCCGAGGAGAAAGCCGGCAGUGCGACGGGUCGGCCACUCGCACCACGCUGCACGAGGCGGCGACCGACGAGGAGCGCGCCGCCCUGAUGCUGGCUGCGGUCCGGUCCGCAGUGGCCAAGAACCUGGGCUUCUUGUCUCCCGAAGAUGUGGACAUGGACCUGCCCCUGCAGCAGAUGGGGCUGGAUUCAUUGACGGCCGUCUUGACGCGCAACGAGUUGGCUGCCCUGACGGGGCUCGCGCUGCCGGCAAACACCACAUUGGGCUACCAGAGCGUCAGGGCACUCGCCGAGCUCCUCCUCUCCCUGAUCCCACGCGGAGCCCGUGCAAGCCCAACGUCCAGCGCGACGGAGACGACAGGCGCGUCAACCCCUCCGCCCACUCCCGCUCCCACAUGUAGCGACAACAGCCAAGAUGUCCCGAGUGAUUCUUCUCCAUCGACAACUGCCCCCAACAGCCGCCUUCUCUGUCCUGCGCUCGGCCUUGUGCCGCCGCAUUCCCCUCCUCAGCUCUUUGCCUCGAGCUGGAGCUACUUCGAAACCCUUGCCUGGUGCUCGCGCCUCCUGCAAGAAUCCUCGCCCACGACUGGCCUGUUGCCCGGCCACGGCCAAGCCAUCGGCUUCGUCUUGCCUGGCUUCAACCCUUCCAGCCCGGAACGAGACCAGUUCAUCGGGGGCACGCUGUCCCACCGAAGCGAGAACGGAAAACAUGGCAACAACAAGGCAUGUUCCAGCACCAUGAACAAGAACACACCGCCCCCGCUCCGCCACAUGCUCUGCCUCUUCCGCCCCUCUGACGCCGCCCACCUAGCGGACGCCUCUCGGCCCAUCCAACGCGUCGUGACACUGUUCGCCCUCGGCGACGGCACAUCCGGCUUCCCGGGCAUGGUGCACGGCGGCCUCAUCGCCACGCUCCUCGAUGAGAGCCUCGGCGCCGUCAACGAGCUCAACGCCGCGCUCGGCAAGCGCCAGCAGGGCGGCGGCACCAGCACCAACAUCAACGUCACCGCAUCCCUCAGCAUCGAGUACCUCGCUCCGCUGACCACGAUGGAGGAGGUGGUGUGCGUGACGGCGUGGCUGGCGGGCGUGCGAGGGCAGAAGACGAUUGUCAAAGCCGAGGUGUCCGAUUCUCGAGGGGGAAUCCUCGCCGCGGCGGAGAGCACGUGGGCGACAGUCGCGGUGCCGUCAGCAACGCUGGCCUAGAGUUAAGCUAGGAGCCCGUGGACGACGCAAUGCCGUCAUAUUGGUGCCUGAAGCAAAUAGGAGGAGCGUCAGAGAAGUGCAGGCGUUAGUAUUGCCACUAGAGUGUGGGACGCAGGUUGUUGUUGUUGGAGGGGGGGCGGUAGGGAAAAAGGGGU
Molecule: messenger RNA, 7589 nt
Organism: Purpureocillium takamizusanense
Lineage: Eukaryota; Fungi; Ascomycota; Sordariomycetes; Hypocreales; Ophiocordycipitaceae
Product: putative PKS/NRPS-like protein biosynthetic cluster
Exons: 1
Coding region: 1-7434 (2477 amino acids)
Biological process (GO): fatty acid biosynthetic process
Molecular function (GO): phosphopantetheine binding; fatty acid synthase activity
Source: RefSeq, a predicted model, not a curated record